AUGACCUUCGUCAUGGAGGUUUAUUUUUUCACUACUCGACCAGAACAGGUUAGCCGACUACGCGCUGAGAUGGAUGACAGUCUCCACAAAUUAGAUGAACCUACGACAUCCGUAGCUCCACAAACGUCGAAAUCGAAGAAACGGGUAAACAGGACAGCAAAAUGUGGUGAUGAAGUAAUAACCCGAGAAAGAAGACCACAAAGAGCGUCAGCGCUAAGAGCCAGUGAGAAGAUCAACGAGAUAAUGUCAAAGAAAAAGAGGGUCCAACGGCAGUCAGAAGAAUACGAAGUCGAGGACAUACUCUCUCACACCGUUAGAAACGGCCAAACCAUAUAUAGCAUAAGCUGGGUCGGCUAUCCAGGCUACAUCAGCGAGAUGACAGAAGAAGACCUCGUAAACUGCGGUGAAUUACUGAAGGAAUACAAACUCAAAAUGAAAGAAGGCCCCAAAAGACCAGUUAAAGUGAGCACCCAUAGCAUAAGCACCUGGAAUCGAGCAUCGUACAUGGGUGGUGGCAGAGUGAUUUCGUAG
Molecule: messenger RNA, 531 nt
Organism: Ostertagia ostertagi
Lineage: Eukaryota; Metazoa; Nematoda; Chromadorea; Rhabditida; Trichostrongylidae
Source: the annotation of a GenBank genome assembly